AUGGCGGCCGAGAGUGUAGGCUUGGCGGCCUCGGUUGGCGGUCUCGUAUCGUUGGGCUUGCAAAUCGCCGGUGGCAUUCUCAAGUACGUCGACGCCUUUGAGAGCCGCCAGGAUGACCUCGAAUUCGUCAGAACCAACAGUGAAGCACUCAAAGCAACUUUGCGGGUCAUUGAGACAUGGGCAAACUCACCAGGGCAGGGUCCAGAGGCCAUCGCUGCGGCGACGAGAAGCAUGCAGCUGUUCGAGAUGGAGCUCUGCAAUGUCAAAGCAUUGCAUGACGAGCUUGCUGAUCUCGACGGUCCGGAUUGGACAUCUCGACUAGCCAAUAAGAAGAAGAAGCUGACAUAUGCAUUCAGCCGGCCAAAGAUUCAGGGUCUUGGUCAGCGAUUGCAAAAGGCUACCAACGCUUUGCAACUUACUCUGAAUGGCUUGGGCCUCGGAAAGGCGUAUCCGACAGCCGUGACUAUCUACAACGAGAGUUUGAUGCACCGUGCCGUUGAUAACUUCUAUGUAGCGCAGAUGAACCGUCCGUAUUACGAUGCAGAGUCAAAUUUGGCAAAUAUCCUCAUUGAACUCAUUCAAAUGUUGCUUUCGUACGGUGUUGCGGCAUUCACUUAUGACACACUCGGUUAG
Messenger RNA from Colletotrichum karsti, 633 nucleotides. RefSeq lists its product as uncharacterized. The record is from RefSeq and is a predicted model, not a curated record. Bases 1 to 633 code for a protein of 210 amino acids. The transcript has 3 exons. NCBI's taxonomy places the organism in Eukaryota, Fungi, Ascomycota, Sordariomycetes, Glomerellales, Glomerellaceae.